Suncus etruscus (white-toothed pygmy shrew) is the source of this 11084-nucleotide messenger RNA. It is a transcript of the gene TENM3, whose product is annotated as teneurin transmembrane protein 3. Gene Ontology annotation, molecular function: protein homodimerization activity; protein heterodimerization activity; cell adhesion molecule binding. The record is from RefSeq and is a predicted model, not a curated record. NCBI's taxonomy places the organism in Eukaryota, Metazoa, Chordata, Mammalia, Eulipotyphla, Soricidae. Gene Ontology annotation, biological process: heterophilic cell-cell adhesion; signal transduction; neuron development. Gene Ontology annotation, cellular component: neuron projection; membrane.
CUUGAAGAAAAGGUGAUUUGGAAUUUCUGUGCCAGCAAAAGCAGGAUUUUCUGAAAGAAGAAAAGAGAGCUCACGAAGAAUUGCGCCCUGAGCUGCCCGUGUGCUCAGCAGGUCUGAUGUUUGCACGGAAGGAAUGGAUGUCAAAGAGCGCCGGCCUUACUGCUCCCUGACCAAGAGCAGACGAGAAAAAGAGCGGCGCUACACCAAUUCUUCGGCUGACAAUGAGGACUGCCGGGUUCCUACCCAGAAGUCCUACAGCUCCAGUGAGACCCUGAAAGCUUUUGAUCAUGAUUCCUCGCGGCUGCUCUAUGGAAACCGAGCAAAAGAUUUGGUCCACAGAGAAGCUGAUGAAUAUUCCAGGCAAGAGCAACCUGCCAACAAUCACGGCCAGUCCACACUCCAGGCUCUGCCUCCUGCCCCCAAGCAGCACCCUGCGCAGCACCACCCGUCCGUCACCUCCCUCAACCGGAACUCCCUGACCAAUAGAAGGAACCAGAGUCCGGCCCCGCCGGCUGCUUUGCCCGCCGAGCUGCAAACCACACCUGAGUCCGUCCAGCUGCAGGACAGCUGGGUCCUUGGCAGUAAUGUACCACUGGAAAGCAGGCAUUUCCUAUUCAAAACAGGAACAGGGACAACGCCACUGUUCAGUACUGCAACCCCGGGGUACACAAUGGCUUCUGGCUCCGUCUACUCGCCGCCUACUCGGCCGCUGCCCAGAAAUACCCUUUCAAGAAGUGCUUUUAAGUUCAAGAAGUCUUCGAAGUACUGUAGUUGGAAAUGUACCGCGCUGUGUGCCGUAGGUGUCUCUGUGCUCCUGGCCAUUCUCCUGUCCUAUUUUAUAGCAAUGCAUCUAUUUGGCCUCAACUGGCAGUUACAGCAGACAGAAAAUGACACAUUUGAGAACGGAAAAGUGAAUUCUGAGACCAUGCCAACCAACACUGUCUCAUUACCUUCCGGCGACAAUGGAAAAUUAGGUGGAUUUGCACAGGAAAAUAACACCAUAGAUUCCGGAGAACUGGAUAUCGGCCGAAGAGCAAUUCAAGAAGUUCGUCCAGGGAUCUUCUGGAGAUCGCAGCUGUUCAUUGAUCAGCCACAGUUUCUUAAAUUCAAUAUCUCCCUUCAGAAAGAUGCAUUGAUUGGAGUCUAUGGCCGAAAAGGCUUACCACCUUCCCAUACUCAGUAUGACUUCGUGGAACUUUUGGACGGCAGCAGGUUGAUUGCUCGAGAGCAGCGAAACCUGUUGGAGUCUGAGAGAGGUGGUCGACAGGCGCGGUCGGUGAGCGUGCAUGAGGCAGGCUUCAUCCAGUACUUGGAUUCGGGCAUCUGGCAUCUGGCCUUCUACAAUGAUGGCAAGAACACGGAGCAGGUGUCUUUCAACACCAUAGUGAUAGAGUCCGUGGUCGAAUGUCCCCGGAACUGCCAUGGGAAUGGAGAAUGUGUAUCAGGAACCUGCCACUGUUUCCCAGGAUUUCUGGGUCCAGAUUGUUCCAGAGCUGCCUGUCCCGUCCUCUGCAGCGCUAAUGGACAAUACGCCAAGGGCCGCUGCCUGUGCUUCAGUGGCUGGAAGGGCACCGAGUGUGAUGUGCCCACCACCCAGUGCAUCGACCCACAGUGUGGGGGCCGAGGGGUCUGCAUCAUGGGCUCCUGUGCCUGCAACUCGGGGUACAAAGGCGAGAACUGCGAGGAAGCUGACUGCUUGGACCCCGGGUGUUCUGGUCAUGGUGUGUGCAUCCAUGGAGAGUGUCAUUGCAAUCCAGGCUGGGGUGGAAACAACUGUGAAAUACUCAAGACCAUGUGCCCAGACCAGUGUUCUGGCCACGGCACCUACCUCCAAGACAGUGGUUCCUGUACAUGUGAUCCCAAUUGGACAGGGCCUGACUGCUCCAACGAAAUCUGUUCCGUGGACUGCGGUUCCCAUGGUGUGUGCAUGGGUGGCAGCUGCCGCUGUGAAGAGGGUUGGACAGGCCCUGCCUGCAACCAGCGAGCCUGCCACCCGCGCUGUGCAGAGCAUGGGACUUGCAAGGAUGGCAAGUGUGAAUGCAGCCAGGGGUGGAACGGAGAGCACUGCACCAUCGCUCACUAUUUGGAUAAGAUAGUGAAAGACAAGAUAGGAUAUAAAGAGGGAUGCCCAGGGCUGUGUAAUAGCAAUGGGAGAUGUACCCUGGACCAAAAUGGCUGGCAUUGUGUCUGCCAGCCCGGCUGGAGGGGAGCAGGCUGUGACGUGGCCAUGGAGACUCUGUGCACAGACAGCAAGGACAACGAAGGAGAUGGUCUGGUGGACUGUAUGGAUCCUGACUGCUGCCUGCAAAGCUCCUGCCAAAACCAGCCAUACUGCCGGGGACUGCCAGACCCUCAGGACAUCAUCAGCCAGAGCCUCCAGACCCCGUCCCAGCAAGCUGCCAAAUCCUUCUACGACCGCAUCAGCUUUCUCAUAGGCUCUGAGAGCACCCAUGUCAUCCCUGGAGAAAGCCCUUUUAAUAAGAGCCUGGCCUCCGUGAUCAGAGGACAAGUACUCACAGCUGAUGGGACCCCACUGAUUGGUGUUAAUGUGUCAUUCUUCCAUUAUCCAGAAUAUGGAUACACUAUCACCCGUCAGGAUGGAAUGUUUGACCUGGUGGCAAAUGGCGGGGCUUCGCUCACUCUGGUAUUUGAACGGUCCCCGUUCCUCACCCAGUAUCACACUGUAUGGAUUCCCUGGAAUGUAUUUUAUGUCAUGGAUACCCUUGUCAUGAAGAAAGAGGAGAAUGACAUUCCCAGCUGUGACCUGAGUGGAUUUGUGCGGCCAAACCCCAUCAUCGUCUCCUCACCCUUAUCCACAUUUUUUAGAUCAUCUCCUGAAGACAGUCCCAUCAUUCCCGAAACACAGGUGCUACAUGAGGAAACCACCAUCCCGGGAACAGAUUUGAAACUUUCCUAUCUGAGUUCCCGAGCUGCAGGCUACAAGUCUGUGCUGAAGAUCACCAUGACCCAAGCCGUCAUUCCCUUCAACCUGAUGAAGGUACAUCUGAUGGUGGCCGUCGUGGGAAGACUCUUUCAGAAGUGGUUUCCAGCCUCACCAAACCUGGCCUACACAUUCAUCUGGGACAAAACCGAUGCGUACAAUCAGAAGGUCUACGGUCUGUCAGAAGCUGUUGUGUCCGUCGGAUAUGAGUAUGAGUCAUGCUUGGAUCUGACCCUCUGGGAGAAGAGAACCGCCAUCCUACAGGGCUAUGAGUUAGAUGCUUCCAACAUGGGUGGCUGGACCUUAGAUAAGCACCAUGUGUUGGACGUUCAGAACGGCAUACUGUACAAGGGAAAUGGGGAAAACCAGUUCAUCUCCCAGCAGCCACCUGUGGUCAGUAGCAUCAUGGGAAAUGGUCGAAGGCGUAGCAUCUCCUGCCCAAGUUGCAAUGGACAGGCAGAUGGAAAUAAGCUCCUGGCUCCUGUGGCACUGGCCUGUGGCAUCGAUGGGAGUCUCUAUGUCGGGGAUUUCAACUAUGUUCGCCGCAUCUUCCCAUCUGGAAAUGUCACGAGUGUUCUAGAACUCAGAAAUAAAGAUUUUAGACAUAGCAGCAACCCGGCUCAUCGUUACUACCUGGCCACUGACCCCGUCACCGGGGACCUGUACGUCUCGGACACGAACACACGCAGAAUCUACCGGCCCAAGUCGCUGACGGGUGCCAAGGACUUAACUAAAAAUGCCGAAGUGGUGGCAGGCACUGGGGAACAGUGUCUGCCUUUUGAUGAAGCAAGAUGCGGGGAUGGCGGCAAGGCAGUGGAGGCCACACUCAUGAACCCCAAAGGACUGGCAAUUGACAAGAAUGGAUUAAUCUACUUUGUUGACGGGACCAUGAUUCGAAAAGUGGAUCAGAAUGGAGAUCAUAUCCACUGUCUGGGCUCCAAUGACCUGACUUCUGCCAGACCUUGUGACCUGUGAACCAGCAUGCAUAUCAGCCAGGUCCGUCUGGAGUGGCCCACAGACCUGGCCAUCAACCCUAUGGAUAACUCCAUUUAUGUUCUGGAUAACAAUGUGGUCCUGCAGAUCAGAAACCGGCAGGUGCGCAUUGCAGCUGGGCGGCCUAUGCACUGCCAGGUGCCAGGCGUGGAGUAUUCUGUGGGGAAGCAGGCGGUGCAGACCACACUGGAGUCAGCCACAGCCAUUGCUGUAUCCUACAGUGGGGUCCUCUACAUCACUGAGACGGACGAGAAGAAGAUCAACCGAAUCCGGCAGGUCACCACAGAUGGGGAGAUCUCACUGGUAGCUGGCAUCCCAUCAGAAUGUGACUGCAAGAAUGAUGCCAACUGUGACUGCUACCAGACGGGUGAUGGUUAUGCCAAAGAUGCCAAACUCAACACGCCCUCCUCCCUGGCCGCCUCCCCUGAUGGUACCUUGUACAUUGCUGACCUGGGCAACAUUCGGAUCCGGGCCGUGUCCAAGAAUAGGCCUUUCCUGAACUCCAUGAACUUCUAUGAGCUGGCCUCACCCACUGACCAGGAACUUUAUAUCUUUGAUGUCAAUGGGACCCACCAGUACACGGUGAGUCUUGUCACGGGUGAUUAUCUGUACAACUUCAGCUACAGCAAUGACAAUGACAUCACAGCUGUGACGGACAGCAACGGCAACACCUUACGCAUCCGACGUGACCCCAACAGGAUGCCGGUUCGUGUGGUGUCCCCUGAUAACCAGGUCAUCUGGCUAACCAUCGGAACAAAUGGGUGUCUAAAGAGCAUGACGGCUCAGGGACUGGAGCUGGUACUGUUCACCUACCACGGUAAUAGUGGCCUAUUGGCCACGAAGAGCGAUGAGACGGGAUGGACCACGUUUUUCGACUACGACAGUGAAGGGCGCCUCACAAACGUUACCUUUCCAACUGGAGUUGUCACUAAUCUCCACGGGGACAUGGAUAAGGCAAUCACGGUGGACCUCGAGUCAUCCAGCCGAGAAGAGGAUGUCAGCAUCACGUCCAACCUGUCCUCCAUCGACUCCUUCUACACCAUGGUGCAAGAUCAGUUGAGGAACAGCUACCAGAUCGGCUACGACGGCUCCCUGAGAAUCAUUUACGCCAGUGGGCUGGACUCGCACUACCAAACCGAGCCCCAUGUUCUGGCCGGCACUGCCAACCCCACAGUGGCCAAGCGGAAUAUGACUCUUCCUGGGGAGAACGGUCAGAACUUGGUGGAGUGGAGGUUCCGGAAAGAGCAGGCCCAAGGCAAGGUCAAUGUCUUUGGGCGCAAGCUCAGGGUGAAUGGCCGCAACCUCCUUUCAGUCGAUUUUGACCGCACCACCAAGACGGAAAAGAUUUACGAUGACCACCGGAAGUUUCUCCUGAGAAUCGCCUAUGACACGUCGGGACACCCCACACUCUGGCUGCCCAGCAGCAAGCUGAUGGCUGUGAAUGUCACCUACUCCUCCACGGGCCAAAUCGCCAGCGUCCAGCGUGGCACCACCAGCGAGAAGGUAGACUACGACGGGCAGGGCAGGAUCGUGUCUCGGGUCUUCGCUGAUGGCAAGACAUGGAGCUACACCUACCUGGAGAAGUCAAUGGUACUGCUGCUCCACAGCCAGCGGCAGUACAUCUUUGAGUACGACAUGUGGGACCGGCUGUCAGCCAUCACUAUGCCCAGCGUGGCCCGCCACACCAUGCAGACCAUCCGCUCCAUCGGCUACUACCGCAACAUCUACAACCCGCCUGAGAGCAACGCCUCGGUCAUCACCGACUACAGCGAGGAGGGGUUGUUGCUGCAAAGGGCCUUCCUGGGUACCAGCCGCCGGGUCCUUUUCAAAUACCGCCGACAGACACGGCUGGCUGAGGUCCUCUACGACAGCACCCGGGUUAGCUUCACAUACGAUGAGACGGCAGGAGUGCUCAAGACCGUCAACCUGCAGAGUGAUGGCUUCAUCUGCACCAUCCGCUACCGCCAGAUCGGGCCUCUGGUGGACCGCCAGAUCUUCCGCUUCAGCGAGGACGGCAUGGUCAAUGCCCGCUUCGACUACAGCUAUGACAACAGCUUCCGAGUGACCAGCAUGCAGGGGGUCAUCAACGAGACACCACUGCCCAUCGACCUCUACCAGUUUGAUGACAUCUCUGGCAAGGUGGAGCAGUUCGGCAAGUUCGGUGUCAUCUACUAUGAUAUCAAUCAGAUCAUCUCCACAGCUGUCAUGACCUACACCAAGCACUUUGAUGCGCAUGGUCGCAUCAAGGAGAUCCAGUAUGAGAUCUUCCGCUCACUCAUGUACUGGAUCACCAUCCAGUAUGACAACAUGGGCCGUGUCACCAAGCGCGAGAUCAAGAUCGGGCCCUUUGCCAACACCACCAAGUAUGCCUACGAGUAUGACGUGGACGGGCAGCUGCAGACCGUGUACCUCAAUGAGAAGAUCAUGUGGCGGUACAACUAUGACCUCAACGGGAACCUGCACCUGCUGAACCCCAGCAGCAGUGCCCGCCUCACACCUCUGCGUUAUGACCUGCGUGACCGGAUCACUCGGCUGGGCGAUGUGCAGUACCGCCUGGACGAAGAUGGCUUUCUGCGACAGCGGGGCACUGAGAUCUUUGAAUACAGCUCCAAGGGCCUCUUGACCCGCGUGUACAGCAAAGGCAGUGGCUGGACCGUGGUCUACCGCUAUGAUGGCCUGGGGAGGCGUGUGUCCAGCAAGACCAGCCUGGGCCAGCACCUGCAAUUCUUCUAUGCUGACCUCACCUACCCAACUCGCAUCACCCAUGUGUACAACCACUCGAGCUCUGAGAUCACCUCACUCUACUACGACCUGCAGGGCCACCUCUUUGCCAUGGAGAUCAGCAGCGGGGAUGAGUUCUACAUCGCUUCAGACAACACAGGCACACCAUUGGCCGUCUUCAGCAGCAACGGUCUCAUGUUGAAGCAGAUCCAGUACACAGCCUAUGGUGAGAUCUACUUCGACUCCAACAUCGACUUCCAGCUGGUGAUCGGCUUCCAUGGCGGCCUGUAUGACCCGCUUACGAAGCUCAUUCAUUUCGGUGAGCGUGACUAUGAUAUCCUGGCAGGGCGAUGGACUACACCUGACAUCGAAAUGUGGAAAAGAAUCGGCAAGGACCCGGCACCUUUUAACCUGUACAUGUUUCGGAACAAUAAUCCUGCCAGCAAAAUCCACGACAUCAAGGACUACAUCACAGAUGUGAACAGCUGGCUGGUGACGUUUGGCUUCCAUCUGCACAAUGCUAUUCCUGGAUUCCCGGUACCUAAAUUUGACUUAACGGAGCCUUCCUACGAGCUGGUGAAGACGCAGCAGUGGGACGACGUGCCGCCCAUCUUCGGCGUCCAGCAACAGGUGGCCCGGCAAGCCACGGCCUUCCUGUCCCUGGGGAAGAUGGCCGAGGUGCAGGUGAGCCGUCGCAAGGGCAGCGGCGCACCCUCCUGGCUGUGGUUCGCCACCGUCAAGUCUCUGAUCGGCAAAGGCGUGAUGCUGGCCGUGAGCCAGGGCCGCGUGCAGACCAACGUCCUCAACAUCGCCAACGAGGACUGCAUCAAAGUGGCGGCCGUGCUCAACAACGCCUUCUACCUGGAGAACCUGCACUUCACCGUGGAGGGCAAGGACACGCACUACUUCAUCAAGACCACCACGCCCGAGAUCGACCUGGGCACGCUGCGCCUGACGAGUGGCCGCAAGGCCCUGGAGAACGGCAUCAACGUGACCGUGUCGCAGUCCACCACGGUGGUCAACGGCAGGACUCGCAGGUUCGCCGACGUGGAGAUGCAGUUCGGGGCCCUGGCACUGCACGUGCGCUAUGGCAUGACCCUGGACGAGGAGAAGGCGCGCAUCCUGGAGCAGGCCCGCCAGCGCGCCCUGGCCCGGGCCUGGGCACGCGAGCAGCAGCGGGUCCGAGAUGGCGAGGAGGGCGCGCGCCUCUGGACGGAGGGCGAGAAGCGGCAGCUGCUGAGCGCUGGCAAGGUGCAGGGCUACGACGGGUACUACGUACUGUCGGUGGAGCAGUACCCUGAGCUGGCCGACAGUGCCAACAAUAUCCAGUUCCUGCGCCAGAGCGAGAUUGGCAAGAGGUAACCCCACUGGGGCACACCCCCCAGCUGAGAUGGGAGUCUAGGAGGGGGUCACACACCUGCUCCUGUAUCCCCUCCACCUUGCACCUCUGCAGAUGAUCUGCAGGUUGAUCUCCUGCCGCACAAUCAACUCCAGAUCGGACUCGCCGAGCCCACCCCCGUGCGCCCCACAUCCCCACCAUUCCCCUUACAAACCUGCCAGGAGAAUGAGAACUGCUCUUCGAACCAGUCAAAACACACAAUUGCUGAUGCUGAUGCUGAUGCUGAUGAUGCUAACAAUAAUAAUAAACUCUUUUCUGAGUGACCUUAAAGGUGAUGGCUUUAAAGAAUUUGUUUACAUAUGCAUAUCGGUGCACCCAGUUGGACUGAAAUCAAUUAAAAAAAAAAAACAAAACAAAACAAAACAAAACAAAAAAAAGGAAGGAAGAAAAAAAACAGGGCCUCGACUUUUUUUUAUUUUAUUUUAAUUUUAUGUUUUGUGCUUAGGCCCAAUUGGCUCCUUCCAGGCGUUUGUAUCUAAGGUUCUGAUGUGAACAGUUAAGUUGAACCGGAGGCCAAGACCUCGGCUUUCAGGUAGGAGUCUAGGCGCCGAUCCCACCCCCCCUGGAUGAAAUCCAGAGUUCUGGAUUCGGCAAUGUGGGGUCACGUUUGCAGUUCCUAGACAACCCCACCGUGUAUCUCCUGCUGCUUCCUCAAAGGACUUCGCUCCUGCGUGGGGUUUUCGUACCGGAUUUUAAACCUUACUCAAAACAAAACAUGGUUUGCCUUGGGGGAGACAAAACGGAAAACAUACACACACACACACACACACAACGGAAACACAACAAACAAAAUAAAUCAAUAAAACUGGCGAAUAAAAUCCUUGUCACUGAUAAGCAAAGGAGACCCUGAUUUUUUUGUAAAUUAUGUGAGACAAGUUGUUUAUGGAUUUUUAUAUGAAUUACAAUUUACUGUACAUCAAAUAUUAGUCUCAGAGGAGUUAAUUUAUGUAAAGUGUUUAAAAAGUUUAUACUGAAAAAAAUAAAAUGAUAAAAAACCUGUGAAACCGUGUGCUUUUUUAGAAAAAAAAAGACAAAAAAAGAAAGGAUUGCACCUUUUGUUAUCUGUUAUAGCUGUACAGUAUAAAUUAUUAUAUUGUAGAGAUAUAACGACUUAUGCCUAUAAUGUCCAGAAGUGUUAAUAUUUUUGUAUUAGGUUGAAAAAAAUAAAAUACAAUAAUGUGCAACUUUCUAUCACAAGAUGAAUAGGACCCUUGUAAUCCUCAAUGGAUGGUGAAUCCUACAACUUGCUCCUUCCUCUAACUUUUUUUCAUCAAGUGGCCUGCCUUUUCUCUCCUAAGAGGCCCAGAAGGAAACCAAGGCUGAUGGAAUGUAAAGGAGGUGGGGAGGAGCUGCAGCAAAGCUCUGCUCACCUGUCCCCUGCUCUAUACCCCGAAAACCCAUGGGAAUCAGGGAGACUGGAUACCCCUAACUGCAGGGUUUUCUCUCUGUUCUGCUCCCUGGAGUUAUGUAUGGUCCAGGUGACAUCAGAGGCUCGGAAAGCAUCUGGGAUGUAGUCCAGGUCUUAGUAAGUCAAGACCGACAAAACAGCAGUGAGGAGCGAGGACAUGGAAUUUAAGAGCAGGUGGCCUUUCGCUUUCUUGGGAGAAGGACCAAAAAUAAAUUAAAUUUUAAAAAAGGGAUGGGGGAGGAAGGUGGAGACAAAAAGCUCCUAUAAAUCCACUCGACCUAACCGAUCUGGGGAGGUGCUUUGCAUGGCAACCUCUGCUCGUGUCCAGGUUUGACAGACAGGGCCAGGGGCGACCAUGCCAGCCACAUGUACUGGGCACAGGGCCAGCGUGCAGCUUGCUGUGUGCCCUCUGCAAACACUCAGGCUGCUCUCACCAAUCUCUUUCCGUGAGCACUUCAUUCAGCCGCAAAGAUUCUUUGUAGCCAAGAUGUCUCCGUCCAUUGAGCCUCUAGUACUGUUGUCCUCACUGUAUAAUGGUGAUCCGAUAUCGCGGUGACCGUGUCGAUAUAAAAGGUUCCAGUGCUGUAUCGAAACGACUUUUUUCUAACUGCUUUGUAUGUAACACAUACUCCCAAAAUUGCACAGUAGGCGUGUUUAUGAAACAGGUUGGCUGGGAAAGUUUCGAAAUAGCUACUGAAUUUACCCACGUCAGUGCUAUGACUGUCUUUGUGUAUUUGGUAGAACUUACUGAAGUCAUUAUUACUCUUCUAAUGAAUGCUGAUAUUUUAUUAGAAUGAAAGCACAGAUUAGCAUUAAUAUUUUUUAUCCUGGAGGGAGAAAACUAUCCUCUGGCGAAAUAUUAACAAAGCCCAAAUUUAGAAAACGAUGCCAUUUCCAACCACAUGGCCACACGUGGCUGUUUUUUCAUAUUUUCUUUUUUUUUUUUUUUAAACUGUUAACUUAGGUGUUUUUGGGUCCUGUGGGGUGGAAUUUCUGCGGGGCUGUAUUUAGCAUGCUGUAAGUACUUUUUUGGUUGAAAUAGGCUCUGAGUUUCAAUGCUCAGAAAUGUUUCUGAUGUCCUUGGCCAUGAAACGCUGGUACCCCAGGAUGGGAGCAAAAUCAUCGAGCUGACCCUCAUCUCUGCCUGGACUGAGCCUUUUCACUAGCACCGAUAAAUAACAGAUUUGGAGUCUCUCUUGGUGCUGCUUUUAAAUGAAGUCAAAUCAAUCCAAUUAGUGUCUUGUUAGUAGGUCUAAUGCGCCUAUUUCUAAAAAAACAGAAAAACAAAAACAAAAAAAGACUCAUGAUCCGGACAUGCUUUUACAAGAAAUAGAGGCCGUGGGGAACGUGUCAACAAGACCUUUUUCUAAGAGUUGGGGAUGGGGAGGGGGGAGGGCAACUGUAGAAUGAAGAGAAUUAGCUUACAAAGAAGAAAAAAAUUGAUAUUCAAAGUAUUUUAGGCAAAGCCAGUCAAAAUGCUUUCAUGAUAUUUUGAGAUGUAAAUUUUGUCUGAUUUGUAUUGUUCUUUUCAUUUGCCUUCUUAACUUUCUAUGUGACCUGAAUUUUCCAUAACUUGAUGACUAUAGAUUGCAUCUAGGCAUUCCAAUAAAAGCCAAACCAAU